AUGGCUCCCUCCAUCAACGACGUCCCUGUUGGCCCGACUAUCUCGACUUCGGCACCCAAAGUCGGCAUCAACGGCUUCGGCCGUAUCGGUCGCAAUGUUCUUCGCGCAGCCCUAGUUCGUUCUGAUCUCGAAAUCGUCGCCAUCAACCACACCUGUGUCACCGUCGAGGAUCUCGUUUACCUGAUUCGAUAUGAUUCUUCCAUGGGAGAUCUGGACGAGCGAACCGAUAUCCAAAUUAUUUCUGACAACCUGAUCACCGUCGAUGGCAGACGCAUUGCACUCACCUCUGAACGUGAUCUGAAGAAGCUCAGCUGGGCUACUCUUGGUGUGGAUUAUGUCCUCGAAUGUACCGGCAAAUUCACCAAGCGGGAUCUUGCAAUGGAUCAUAUCACAUAUGGCCAGGCGAAGCGAGUACUUAUUUCUGCUCCUAGCUCAGACUCGCCGACUUUCGUGUACGGCGUGAACUCGGACUCCUAUACACCUAGUGAAGAUUGCCGUGUUGUAUCCAACGCUAGCUGCACCACAAAUUGCGUCACUCCUGUCUUGAAGGUUCUCCAUGAGACCUUCGGUAUCACACAGGGCUUCCUGACUACGAUCCAUGCUGCUACUCGCUCUCAACAAGUAUUGGAUGGGUACAGCAAGAAGAACCGUCGACUUGGACGUGGUGUUUUCAAUAACAUCAUCCCCACCACCACCGGAGCAGCUAAAGCUGUUGCUGCUGUUCUACCUGAGCUGAAAGGAAAGGUUACCGGAGUCUCUAUUCGUGUGCCAACGCCAAACGUUUCGAUGAUCGAUCUGACCAUCAGCACUGAAAAGCCUACCUCUCUUGCAGAGAUCCUGUCUGCAUUCAGAGUGGCUGCCAAAUCCAGCAUGGCGGGCGUCCUUAAAGUGACUGACGAGGAGCUCGUCAGCCAGGAUUACAACGGAAGCCCAUACAGCGCCAUCAUUGAUGCCCCUGCCUGCUCGGAGCUCAACCCUCAGUUCUUCAAAAUCAUGGCCUGGUAUGAUAAUGAAUGGGGAUACUCCAACCGACUUCUGGAUUUGACGACUUUGGUGCACACCCAGGAGGCUGUCUAA
Messenger RNA from Penicillium macrosclerotiorum, 1077 nucleotides. Its product is annotated as type I glyceraldehyde-3-phosphate dehydrogenase. The record is from RefSeq and is a predicted model, not a curated record. The transcript has 5 exons. The coding region runs from base 1 to 1077 and encodes 358 amino acids. Gene Ontology annotation, molecular function: NADP binding; NAD binding; oxidoreductase activity, acting on the aldehyde or oxo group of donors, NAD or NADP as acceptor. Gene Ontology annotation, biological process: glucose metabolic process. NCBI's taxonomy places the organism in Eukaryota, Fungi, Ascomycota, Eurotiomycetes, Eurotiales, Aspergillaceae.